Molecule: messenger RNA, 3472 nt
Organism: Hemibagrus wyckioides
Lineage: Eukaryota; Metazoa; Chordata; Actinopteri; Siluriformes; Bagridae
Gene: slc38a7
Product: solute carrier family 38 member 7
Exons: 12
Coding region: 323-1672 (449 amino acids)
Biological process (GO): amino acid transmembrane transport
Molecular function (GO): L-aspartate transmembrane transporter activity; L-serine transmembrane transporter activity; L-glutamate transmembrane transporter activity
Source: RefSeq, a predicted model, not a curated record
CCAUGACGUGUAGCGGGAGGUCAUGUGGUGCUGCACGUGACACCAGUGCGGGUCUCAUGGACGGUGUGUUGAGGAGCUGACCGUGGGAGACAGACUUCUCUGAAGACACGCACGAGCUAUACAGAACUGCCUUGCAAUCCGUGUGUGUGAGGGCAUGUGUGUGCCAUCCUUCUAACGGAAGGCCUGCAUGGCAUUUCUUCUGCCUGUGUGUUAAUACAGCUACAGUAACACUGCUGCAUGCUGACCAUCUGAAGCCUGUGGCGUUCUGGACCCCCUGACCUCUGUGUGUGUGUGACACAAGUGUGUUAAAACCGUGUGAGACAUGGCCGUGAACUCUGAACCAAGUGAUUGGGGAUACGGUGAAAAUGACGAAGAGAAAGUGCCACUGCUUGUUCCACCACACACUCCGUCCAAGCAGCCUCAGGGCCGGACCUCGGCGCUGGGGGCGGUGUUUAUUGUGGUGAACGCCGCCCUGGGGGCAGGGCUUCUCAACUUCCCUGCUGCCUUCUACAUGGCUGGAGGAGUUGUAGCUGGAGUAGUGCUGCAGAUGUGUUUAUUGAUCUUCAUCAUCACUGGCUUGGUGAUCCUUGCUUAUUGUUCUCAGGUGAGCAACGAGAGCACGUAUCAGGAAGUGGUCCGAGCGGUGUGCGGGAAAGUUCUGGGGAUUAUAUGCGAGAUCGCCAUUGCGGUCUACACCUUUGGCACAUGCAUAGCGUUCCUCAUCAUUAUCGGAGACCAGCUGGACAAGCUGAUCAGCGCCAUGGCUCAUGAUGCGGACAGCACUGUCGUCUCUCACUGGUACACUGACCGCAAAUUCACCAUCACAGUCACCUCUGUGCUCAUCAUCCUCCCUCUGUCCAUCCCCAAAGAGAUCGGCUUCCAGAAAUAUGCCAGCACCUUUAGCGUCAUUGGUACCUGGUAUGUGACCGUCAUAAUUAUCAUCAAAUACAUCUGGCCUGACCCGGAGGUGUCACCUGGACUCAUUCCUACCAGUCCUGAAUCCUGGACUGCUGUGUUCAACGCCAUGCCGACUAUCUGCUUUGGAUUCCAGUGUCAUGUGAGCAGUGUUCCGGUGUUUAACAGUAUGAGGAACGCGACGCUGCGGCCGUGGGGAGGUGUGGUGACACUCGGCAUGAUCAUCUGCCUGUUUGUCUACACAGGAACAGGUGUGUGUGGCUUCCUGACGUUCGGUUCCACGGUGAAUCAGGAUGUAUUGUUGUCAUACCCAUCCAAAGAUAUCGCCGUGGCCAUUGCCAGAGCCUUCAUCAUCAUCAGCGUGGUCACUUCAUACCCCAUACUGCACUUCUGUGGGAGAGCCGUGUUAGAGGGUUUGUGGCUGCGUUUUAACGGGACAGACGUGGACACAGACGUGGUGAGAGAGCGAAGACGCCGAGUUCUGUACACACUUGUCUGGUUCUGUCUCACACUCAUCCUCGCUCUCACCAUCCCCGAUAUUGGGCGUGUCAUCUCGCUCAUCGGCGGCCUUGCAGCCUGCUUCAUCUUCGUUUUCCCUGGUUUGUGCUUGAUCGAGGCCAAGCUUUCAGAGCACGAUGCCAGAUCAGUCAGUUGGCACGCCUUGGUGCUUUAUGGAAUCCUCAUGGUCACAGUUGGCACCUUUAUCUUCGGCCAGACGACGACCAACGCCAUCUACAGAGACAUCAUCCACCACUGAGACCCGGCGGUGAGCUGGAAACGACACGUAAUGAAUUUAGGUGUGUUUGCACACUUGCACAGUGACCUCAGCUUUAAAUCAAAACCUUGCACAAACAAUACAAAUCUCUUAAUGAGCUCCUGAGGCUGUUCAGCAUGCGGCAUGAAGCCUCCUACAGCUGCUGUGGGGAAACGUGUUAGCGUCCAGUAACACACUACACACUCGUACUGGUUUACUAGUUUAUCUGGGAUGUCUGGGAUUUAAAAAAAAAAAAAAAAUCAAUUUCUGUAUUAACACUUAAAUCAGUUUCCUUCUGAUAUUUGUUGUCUGUGGAAAGCAUAAACUGCAACACGUGCUUAGCGUCUGAAGCAAAAGGCUAACAAUGUUGCUAACAAGUGACCAUCAACGAGGCGGCUGUUUGUGACUCAAACAAACAUCUGCUCAGUUGGUGUUUGUUUCCUUGUUUUUGUCUGAAUUGCCACUUUAAUAUAUUUAUACUUUUAAUCAGUUGAACCCUUUUACUAGAAAUGAAUGCAAAAAAAAAAAUACAAUUUUUUUAAAACACUAACCAGAAGAAUGAAUUUUCUCGAGCGCUUUAUUCCUCCUAAUGAUUAUUUACAUGGCCGGUAUGUGACUGCUCCUUUCAGCUCAAUCAGGAUCAAAUGAAAUGCUUUAAAUUGUGUACUGUAAAGUUUAGAGAAGCUGUGCAUGUGCGGUGCAUUUUUUUUUCAUGACAUUGUUUUGCUUUGUUUUUUGUUUUGGGUUUGUCUUUUUGGUUGUUUUGUUUUGUUGGUUUGUUUUUUUGUUUUGGGUUUGUCUGUUUUGUUGGUUUGUUUUUUUGUUUUGGGUUUGCCUUUUUCGUUGUUUUGUUUUGGUUUUGUUCGGUUUGUUUUUUGUUUUGUCUUGUGUUGGGUGUUUUGUUUUGGCUUGGUUUAUUUCAUUUUGUUUCAUUAUGUUUUGCUCUUCUUUUUGUUUUGGUUUGGUUGUUAUGGCUUUGUUUUGUUGUGUUUGUUUUCUUUUUGUUUGUUUUAUUUAAUUUUGGUUUGUUUUGUUUUGUUUUUGUUUUGUCUUGUUUUGGGUUUUUUGUUUUGUUUUGUUUCGUUAUGUUUUGGCUUGGUUUGUUUUGUUUUGUUUAUUGUUUUGGUUUUUUUUGUUUGGUUUGUUUUGGUUUGUAUCCAUGUUAGAAAGUGUGUUUACUCGAAACCUGUUGCUGUGGUGAGAGUCUCUCAGGCGUCAUGCUCCAUCACAUGGCAGUGAUUUAAGCCGUUACAUGUUGAACCGUUCGCUGAAGCUAACUCGCUCAUGAUGAGUGAAAGUGGUUUAGUGUAUGGAUAAAUACCUCCAUGAAAUCUGACUUUAAAUACGGCUAGCUGGCUAGCGUUACACAUACAGGCUUUUCACAGGAGUGAGUAGCAGAUCAGUCGUUUUUCUUUUUCUUUUUUUGGUUACUAGAAGUAUUGAUACGAUCACGGGACAGAGAAAUAACGCACAGCUUCUUUAAACUCUUGAUUUUGUUUCACUUUUUUAAAAAAUAUCUGAAUCACUGUUGUACUUCACUCGGUCAUUCACAGUUUCGGUCAUUCAGCAUGGCAGAGGUUUACACUUUUGUAUUUUGCGCCUGCUCUGAGAGGUUAUGUGAUGCAUCUUAUUAAUAACACACAGCAGGGGGAAAAGAAUCAGUCUGGGUAAUGAUCUUCUCAGCAAGUAGCUGAUUAUCCAAAACAAGCAGUUUGAAGCAUUCAUCUCAGCACAUGUUGCAUCAUGAACAACUUGUUUUUAUAUUUGUUUGAACUUAAUAAAGGGAAUUAAAUGUUUAAGGAA